Messenger RNA from Choloepus didactylus (southern two-toed sloth), 1457 nucleotides. RefSeq names its product keratin, type I cytoskeletal 25. NCBI's taxonomy places the organism in Eukaryota, Metazoa, Chordata, Mammalia, Pilosa, Megalonychidae. The transcript has 8 exons. Bases 1 to 1353 code for a protein of 450 amino acids. The record is from RefSeq and is a predicted model, not a curated record. Gene Ontology annotation, biological process: hair follicle morphogenesis; intermediate filament organization. Gene Ontology annotation, molecular function: structural molecule activity.
AUGUCUCUGCGACUUUCCAGCGGAUCCAGGAGACCCUGUGCCCGUCCUACCACAGGAUCGCUCAGGCUCUCUAGCGGGGGAGCCGGCUUUGGGGCUGGAAAUGCUUGCGGCAUACCUGGAAUUGGAAGUGGCUUCUCUUACACCUUCGGUGGCAGCUCAGCAGGAGGAAAUGUAGGGGGAAGCAAUUCCUGUGCUGGCUUUACUGUGAACGAAGGGGGCCUCCUUUCCGGCAAUGAGAAGGUGACUAUGCAGAACCUCAACGACCGCCUGGCGUCCUACCUGGAGAAUGUGCGAGCACUAGAAGAGGCCAACGCCGACCUGGAGCAGAAGAUCAAGGGGUGGUAUGAGAAAUUUGGGCCUGGUUCUUGCCGUGGUCUUGAUCAUGACUAUAGUAGAUAUUUCCCAAUAAUUGAUGAUCUUAAAAGUCAGAUCGUUGCUUCCGCAACCAGCAAUGCUAACACUGCUCUACAGAUUGAUAAUGCCAGGCUGACAGCUGAUGAUUUCAAAUUCAAGUAUGAAAAUGAGCUGGCUCUUCAUCAGAGUGUGGAGGCCGAUGUCAAUGGAUUACGCAGAGUUCUGGAUGAAAUAACCCUGGGCAAAACGGACCUGGAGAUUCAUUAUGAAACCCUGAAUGAGGAGAUAACUUACAUCAAAAGGAACCAUAAAGAGGAAAUGAAGGCUCUGCAAUGCGCAGCGGGAGGCAACGUGAACGUGGAGAUGAACGCAGCCCCCGGGGUGGACCUCACGAUUCUGCUGAACAACAUGAGAGCCGAGUACGAAGGCCUGGCUGAGCAGAACCGCAGGAAUGUCGAGGCCUGGUUUAACGAAAAGAGUGCUUCGCUGCAGCAGCAAAUCUCUGAGGAUGCUGGAGCCACAACCUCAGCCAGGAAUGAGCUGACGGAAAUGAAGCGCACUCUUCAAACCCUGGAGAUUGAACUUCAGUCUCUCUUAGCCACGAAACACUCCCUGGAGUGCUCCUUGACGGAGACCGAAGGCAACUACUGUGAGCAGCUCGCACAGAUCCAGGCUCAGAUCGGGGCCCUGGAAGAGCAGCUGCACCAGGUCAGAACCGAGACCGAGGGCCAGAAACUCGAGUACGAGCAGCUGCUGGACAUCAAGGUCCACCUGGAGAAGGAGAUCGAGACCUACUGCCGCCUGUUAGGUGGAGAUGAUGGGGCUUGCAAGUCUGGUGGUUACAAGUCUAAAGAUUAUGGAUCUGGAAAUGUGGGAAAUCAAAUCAAAGAUUCAGCCAAAGCUAUAGUGGUUAAAAAAGUUCUUGAGGAGGUAGACCAACGCAGCAAAAUACUUACCACCAGGCUCCACUCCCUGGAAGAGAAAUCUCCAAACAAUUAAUUUGAGACAUACAGAGGUCAUACACCAAAUGACCUCAGAGAAGAGAAGGCAUUAUAAAUCUGUCCAAAAACAUGAGCAAGUCUAAGGAAAAAGUCUGUCCUGUG